Molecule: messenger RNA, 699 nt
Organism: Hibiscus syriacus
Lineage: Eukaryota; Viridiplantae; Streptophyta; Magnoliopsida; Malvales; Malvaceae
Product: upstream activation factor subunit UAF30-like
Exons: 3
Coding region: 1-513 (170 amino acids)
Cellular component (GO): nucleus
Source: RefSeq, a predicted model, not a curated record
AUGACCUCUGCAUUACGAUGCUUCCAAAUUGAUGAAACUUUGCAAUCAACAAUCUCUAGGGUUUUCAUCAGUUUCAAGGCGCCGUUAACUUCCCCGGCGUCUACGUCGGCAGCGUCAGCUGCAGCAGCCAAGUUUUCUUCUUCAUCUUCGACCACUACCGCUGCCAAAUCAGCUACUUCAAAAGCGGCUCAUAAAACUCCGAAAAAGUCGACCACUUCACCCAAGGUUGAAAAACCAGCUACGCCCCGAACCACGACUCGACCGUCCGGGAUUUUUAAAAUCGCCCCUGUUUCCCCUGCUUUGGGUCGAUUCCUUGGAGCUCAACAAGCUUCCCGUACGGACGCUGUUAAGCAGAUCUGGAACUAUAUCAAAUCCCACAACCUCCAGAAUCCUGAUAACAAGAGGGAGAUCUUUUGUGAUGAGAAGCUUAAGACCAUUUUCAAUGGAAAAGAAAAGGUCGGUUUCCUGGAGAUUGGGAAAAUGCUAUCACGCCACUUUGUGAAGUCUGUCUGACCCCUUUUUUCAUAUUUGGCCAUUGGUUGCCCAACCAACAUUGAGCUAUAUAGCUCUUCUGUCAUUCUUAACUGAACUCUUUUCAUGUAUAUUCAUGUUUUGAGAGCUGAGCUGUCUGGGGGUAGCCUUGCAACUAAGAAAAAGGUCCAAGUUGGACUUGUGUAAAAAUUCAGUAGGGACCAGGGA